Messenger RNA from Oncorhynchus mykiss (rainbow trout), 2157 nucleotides. RefSeq lists its product as uncharacterized. Lineage: Eukaryota; Metazoa; Chordata; Actinopteri; Salmoniformes; Salmonidae. The record is from RefSeq and is a predicted model, not a curated record.
CAGUCCAAACAGUGCCUGGUCAAAUAUCCCUGUCCAGUGUCCACUCCACACUGUGCUGGUUGGGGGAGGAACUCGACCCCUUUUUCCCCUGCUCCUACUUCUCUCCUUGUGCCUGUAUCUAUCUCCCUGGAAAAUGAAAUAUGCUAAUAACAGAGAUAUGAAGCACCCUCUAGUAAGGAUGAGAAAAGUUCAUUCCCAGUCCUCUCUGGGGAGUGACACAGACUCGCAACCUGUUCUGAAAGAAGAGGAGGAAGAGGAGAAGGUAACACUAGAGGAGGAGAAAGAGACAGAAGAGGAGAAAGAAGGGGACGUAUUGACGGACUCAGAGCUGGAUCCUGAGUUGCCUGAGGAGUAUUCCCAUGGCCUGGAGGACCUGAGGUGGAACCUGAGCUCUCUAGAGAAGGCUGUAUAUCUCAGCCUGCCACCGUGGGUUCAGAGAGCAUUGCUGUGCAACCUCAUGGCUAAAUGUGGUGUAAACAACUCAUUCUUCCCAGCCCGUCUGCUGUCCUACCUGCUGCUGCCCUACAUACUGCCAGCCUCUAUCUUUCUCCAUGUCAACUACAGGGUGCUGUGUUGGCUCCGCCAAGUCCCAGGGAAGUGGCUGUGGCCGGGUGUGGAAAUGGCUGUGCCAUUCUUUCUAAAGCUCUCUCACCCCAGGAAGAACCUCAUGCACAGGUUGUGGCCCUCUGGUCCUGUCAGGUUUUGGCCCGGUGGUCCUGCCAGGUUGUGGCCCUGCAAUCCUAUCAGAUUGUGGCCCUACAAUCCUGUCAGGUUGUGGCCCUACAAUUCUGUCGGGUUGUGGCCCUGCAAUCCUAUCAGGUUGUGGCCCUGCAAUCCUAUCAGGUUGUGGCCCUUAAAUCUUAUCAGGUUCUGGCCCCUACGCUUUCUGGCAUCUGCCAAAGAAACACAUACACAGUUUAAGAGUGCAGAGGAUCCUCCUCCACAGCAGCGCCGUCGCUCUGUCCUGCGGUUCCAGCUGUCCACCACCAGCACCCAUUACACAACCGAGACCCCCAACACCCCAACCGAGAGCCACCUUGACCCCCUGGGCUUCUCCCUCCUCUUCAACCUGGAACUAGAGAUGGACAACCAGCCCAAUCAGCCCAACAACCAGUCUCUACUCCACCAUAGCGAGAGGCUGCUGCCACUGGAGUAUGGCCCCUGCAUAAAGGGAGAGGCCCUGGCCUCCCCACACAUCUCCUACAUGGGGGUGGAGGAAGAGGAGGAGAGGAUGUCUCAGGGAGGGGAUGAGGUGGAGGAAGGGUUAGCUCUCCUCCGCAGCCUUCCUGUGGAGUGUGCCAAUACUGGCUACUAAUGUUGGCUGACUUUAGGGUCAGGAGUUUUUCCCUGAUCGGGUCACAUGGUUGGGAAUGUGAUUUUCUCAGCAAAUGAAUAGCAGACCUAAGUCUGCCUGUAUCCAAUUCACAACUAGUUUGUACUUUGAAGUAUAAUGUAUGUUGAACCCGAUUAGUGAAGUCGACUCUCAUGAUAGCAUGAGGCAGUAAGCACAAAAGCUCUCUUUCUGCUACAGUCUUCCAUUCUCACUCCAGGUUUGACAAUGACUGGAAGGAAUGAUGAUUAGGGUAGAGUCCCUCUUAGUCACGUCACAUAGUCAAAAUAAUUCCCUCAUGUCCCUUAUCAGCUGACUUCCAGGUAAAGUAGUACUUACAUUAUAUUAGAUGUAUUUUAUGAAAUUGUAUAUGCAGCGCUUGAAAGAGACACUGGUCUCAAUGGUGACACCCUGAUUAAAUAAAGGUAAAUAAUGUCCACAGGACAUGUAUUACACCUCAACUAGUUUAAUCAGAUUACUUUCAGGUAUUUGAUCGUGGGUAUUGUUCAUCAAGUGAGUGGCAGUCCUAUGAGUGGGGGGCUACCUGGCAGAGAUGAAAAUAUAAUCUUGAACGGAAAACUCAGUUCGCCCACUGGCGGUAGGAAUUUACAGCCUUGGGCACAAGAAAGGCAGCAAAUAGCAAGCAGGACAUUUUUUCCUAUCUGGUUACUAUCAGUGUUUGAUAGGAUCCUAAUAAACACCAUUCAUUUGUUAGCUGACUAGUAAUACCUUUGAGACAAUGUUAAGCCUUUUCACCUUGACCAACUGUUUUGCUGAGGUUGAGUGGAACUUAGUUCAUUUAAAUAAAAGGAAUUAACAAAUGAAAA